UGAACCUCCCAGUUGUGCAGCUUGUCAUGGCGGCGCUUCUGAGAGGACUGCGAGCUGGAAGGCUCCUCCGAGGGCUAUCCAGCGUGGUUCCUGCACCGACAUCAACAACCCUUCAGUGCAGCAGCCUGAGACAAGGCUUCCACUGUGCAGCGCUGAGACUGAAGGAUGAGUCCAAAUCUGACAAACACUCUGCAUCUUCGUCCUACUCCUCGUCAUCAUCAUCAUCCACAACCCACGAUGUGUACACCUCCCAGCAGGAUUCUGAUCCAAGCAGCGGUGACCAGGAGCAGGACGAGGAGUAUGAAACGGAAGAGCAGCUGCAGGCUCGAAUUCUGACGGCGGCUCUGGAGUUUGUCCCGCUGCACGGCUGGUCCAUGGAAGCCAUCUCCGCUGGUGCUGAAGCUGUGGGUUUGUCCUCUGCUUCCACUGGGAUGUUCACCAACGGAGCAGGAGACUUGGUCCUACAUUUCAUCUCCCAGUGCAACUCCAAUCUGACAGAGAUCCUGGCUGAACAACACAAUCAAGUCCAGCUGGGUCAAGUCGAACCAAAGAAGACGGCUGACUUCCUAAGAGAUGCAGUAGAGACCAGGCUGCGGAUGUACAUCCCCUACAUGGAAUCCUGGCCACAGGCGAUGAGCAUCUUGCUCCUUCCUCACAACAUCCCUGACAGCUUGAAGCAUCUCUCCACCAUGGUGGACGACAUCUGGUACUACGCCGGGGACCGCUCCACAGAUAUGAACUGGUACACGAAGCGGGCAGUGCUGACCGGUCUGUACAACUCAACAGAGCUGGUGAUGCUGCAAGAUUCCUCUCCGGACUUCCAGGACACCUGGACCUUCCUUGAUAACCGCAUUCAGGAUGUAACCAACAUGGCCGUCACGGCAAAGCAGAUGCAGUUGACUGGUGAAGCUGUAGCACAGGGUCUCAUGGGAGCUGCAGUAACGUUGAAGAACCUCACAGGACUGAACCAGAAACGAUGAUGUGAAACAUUUCUGAGGCACAUGAAGCCCAACCAUAAUGUCAUGAGCUGAGGAUGGUGUGUUUUCUGAGAGGGGGGAUUGCGCUUAUCUUUUCAGUUGUAUGGUAUGGCUGAAGGAAUUUCACUAUUGAUUUUAAGAACACAGAAAUACCUGAUUUGUUGAAAGUCCUCUGUAUAUUUCAGUUCACCUUCAGUAUGAGUGGCUUUCUUUUGUUUUACUCAAAUCCUUUUUUUUUCUGUUGUAUAGAAGUACAAGAACAGAUUCAAUUUGGUUGUGGAGUCGUAAACCAAAUAAAGUAGUGUAUAUUCAA
Messenger RNA from Xiphophorus maculatus (southern platyfish), 1290 nucleotides. RefSeq names its product coenzyme Q9 (gene coq9). Gene Ontology annotation, biological process: ubiquinone biosynthetic process. The record is from RefSeq and is a predicted model, not a curated record. Lineage: Eukaryota; Metazoa; Chordata; Actinopteri; Cyprinodontiformes; Poeciliidae. Bases 27 to 980 code for a protein of 317 amino acids. The transcript is spliced from 9 exons. Gene Ontology annotation, molecular function: lipid binding. Gene Ontology annotation, cellular component: mitochondrial inner membrane.